UUUUAUUUAGGUGUAGAUCAGCAACAUACCUAAGAUUAAAACCUAAAAGCUAAAUUUUCAUAAUAAAAAUGAGUACAAUGGAUGAAAUUGAGGAAGAAUCAAGAGCUGCCGCUGAAAAAAUGGUUAUGAAUAUGAUGCAAAGACCAGGACAAUUAGAAAAGGUUGAACAAUAUAAAAAAAGAAUAACACACAAGAAAGCAUCAAUCGAAGCACAAUUGAAAUCUGCAGUUCAAGGAAAACUUGAUGGAGUUAGAGUUGGCUUAAGGCAGUUACAAGAAUGUCUGGAUGAUGUUAAACAAACCAAUUUAAAAAUGGAUGAAUUAGAAGACCUAUUAACUGGUGUUCCACCUUUAGUGGCCUCAUUGCAAGCAGUAAGGGAAGAAGAUUCACGUCAUUCCCAGUAUGUGACAGCCAUGGAUAGUUUAAAACAUAUUUUUACAGUUCCUGAAAGUGUUGCCAAAACAAAACAAUGGAUUGGAGAAGGAAAACUGUUGCAUGCUCAUCAGUGCCUAAGUGAUUUGGAAAACUCAAGAGAUGAUUUACUAUAUGAACUGCAUAGAUUACCCAAUCAAUCUUCCCACGACAAAAUUAUGCUUAAAGCGUACUUUGAAGAUGUUGAGAUGGUUUCAAACUUGCUUGAGAAGCAGAUUAAGCUAAUUUUAGCUAGAACAUUGAACACGGUUCGUAAGGAGCCUACAGUUAUUGUGACGGCUCUUAGAAUUAUAGAAAGAGAGGAGAAAAGAGAUCAAAUGGCAAUUCAGCAACAAGAUCAGUCUGGUUUCAUGCCACCCGGGAGACCUAAAAACUGGCGUACAAAAUCAUUCGAAGUACUGGAAUGUGCUGUUGCACAACGUGUAGAGGGAACUCGUGUGGAUGAGCGCGAAGACAACAAGCUGUGGUUGAUACGCUACCUCGAGCUGACGAGGCAGCUGAUAUUGGAGGACUUGAGAGUCGUCAAGACGUUAUGCGUCCCGUGUUUCCCGCCGCACUAUGAUAUUGUCAAUAAAUAUGUGAAUAUGUACCAUACAUGUUUGUCUUCUAGUUUACAAGACAUAGUUCAGAAUGGCUUAGAAGGUAAUGAAUAUGUUACUCUAUUGUCCUGGAUUCUGAACACAUAUCCUGGUACAGAGCUGAUGGGCAGUCCAGAGGUCAACGUCGAUGUUUCCAUACUACCUCCACUUCUAAGCGAAGAGGUCAUGCAAAAAUUGCAAGAUGAAUACCUGCAGAAAAUGGAGUCGAACUACAUGGAGUGGAUGGAGAAGACGCUGGAGUCGGAGCGCGCGGAGUGGGCGGGCGAGCGCUCGCCGGACGUGGAGCCGCACACCAGCGCCUUCCACACGCACGCGCCCGUCAUCAUCUUCCAGAUGAUCGACCAGAACCUGCAGGUCACCGAGACUAUAAGCAAGGAGAUCACCUUCAAAGCCCUGCUGCUGAGUAUAGAUCAAGUGACGCGCUUUGGAAAUAUGUAUAGAGAGGGUGUCAUACAGUUCAAGAACGCGCACUUCGCGGACCGCUCGCGCGUGGCGUACUUCACGCACCACAUGAUCACCAUCGUCAACAACAGCGAGCAGAUGGUGCGGCUGGCGCAGCAGACGCAGAGCCGGCGCUGGCCGCCCGCGCUGCACCACCCGCCCGCCGAGCGCAGCUUCCAGCGCCUGCUCGACACCUUCCAGAGUUUAAGAGAUGAAGCCGCCAAGUUCCUUUUGGAGGAGGCUUUCCUGGAUUUGGAAGAACAUUUCGACGAUCUAUUCACCGCCAAGUGGCUCACUUCGAGUAUACCGGUGGACACGAUCUGUGUCACGCUCGAAGAUUAUUUCCAGGACUACAACCAUUUGAGAGAGAAAAAUUUCGAGUAUGUCAUAAACGAGGCGCAGAAUCUCGUUUAUAAAAAGUAUAUAACGGCGAUGUUAUCGAAGAAGAUAACGUUUAAAACCGUCGACGAAGCCCAACAAGCCGCCACGAAGAUCGUGAAGGAAGCGAAUCAGAUAAGAUCAUUCUUCAGAAGAAUUGCGUUGAAUGCAGAAGGUGUUAAUGUCGAUUGGCCGUUUGAAGUUAUCAGUGUGCUGGCCGAGGUUUUGCGUUGUCAAGAUAUCGAGAUGCUCUCGUUGGACCUCCACGGGCUGCUGGAGAAGUGCCCGGACGUGUCGGAGGAGCAGCUGGUGCGGCUGCUGGCGCUGCGCGGGGACGUGCCGCGCGCGCACGUGCGCGACACCGUGACGCACGUGCGCGCCGCCCGCCAGCCGCGCGCGCAGCCGCACCCCGCCCUGCCGCAGCUCUUCAAGAACAUCACCUUCAACGACCGCCUUCUGUCGCACUUCACGCUCUAGGCUUCAUGUAACUACGUGAAGGUCUCCUCGCAUCCGCCGGCCUGACCCAGCACCGCUUGACACGAUACCGUUGGAAAUUAUAACGUUUAUAAUUAAUGUAAAUUAUACCUUAAAACUAUAAAAUGUUUUACGAUCAGAAUCAUGUUUAUUAUUAUUGUAGUAAGGAGUCAUCGUGAUGUAUCAGGACUAGAGUUGUCAGGCACUAAAAUACAAUCGUCGCAAUAAGCAUUGAUUUAGACCGAUAUAAUUAUACCAAAUAUGUGGCCAAACACGCUCGUAAACAGACAAACAUGUAACAUGUCCUAGUGAGGCCAGACACCUGGCAACUCUGGUAAAAUCCGGCCGAAUCACGACAAAGUCUGUAACUCUGGUAUUAUUUAUAUCA
This is a messenger RNA of Vanessa tameamea, 2712 nucleotides long. RefSeq names its product Secretory 6 (gene Sec6). Bases 69 to 2327 code for a protein of 752 amino acids. Lineage: Eukaryota; Metazoa; Arthropoda; Insecta; Lepidoptera; Nymphalidae. Gene Ontology annotation, biological process: exocytosis; exocyst localization. Gene Ontology annotation, cellular component: exocyst. The transcript is spliced from 11 exons. Gene Ontology annotation, molecular function: SNARE binding. The record is from RefSeq and is a predicted model, not a curated record.